AUGGUUAUUUAUUCAAUGUUGAUCACUGUGACGAUAUUCCUUCUGAUCCUGCGCUUUUGGAAAUGGCUCUGGUCACGAAAGUCCUACCCCCCCGGACCACUUCGGCUACCGAUUGUUGGAGGCAUGUGGCGGUUUGGGGUCAUGCUUUCCAAAGAUACUUUCCUGAAGCUGGCCAGGCAAUAUGGAAACAUCUACACUAUAUGGAUCGGACCUGUACCUGCAGUGGUAUUUUCUGGAUAUGAAGCCGUGAAAGAAGGGCUGGUAACCUAUUCGGAAUACUUUGUUGACAGACCAAUGACUCCUCUCCUGAAACUUAUAACAAGAGAAAAGGGUAUUGUCUUCUCCAACGGUCACACCUGGAAGCAGCAGAAGAAGUUUGGGCAGGUUACCAUGCGGAAGCUGGGCCUGGGGAAGAAAGAGCAACAGAUUGCCGAUGAGGCCCAGCAGCUUGUCGAGAUGUUUGCAAAGGCGAACGGGCAGCCGACUGACCCUUCGUUGCUCAUCAGAAACUCCGUCUCCAACGUGAUGUGUGCUGUGGCUUUCGGACACCGGUUUUCUCUGGACGAUGAAGAAUUCAUCAAGUUGAUCAAUGCUGUUGCUUACAGCUUGAGUUUUGCAGCCAGUUUCUUUCAUGGGCUGUAUGAAAUUCUCCCCUGGCUUAUGAAACAUCUUCCGGGGCCUCACCAGACGGUGCUGGCCUGCACGGAGGCUGUGCGUUCCUUUGCAAAAAAGGAGAUAGAAAUCCAUAAGCAGCAGCAGCAGACAAUGCACGAGCCACAGGAUUACAUUGAUUACUAUCUGUUUCAGAUGGAGAAGAGCAAACUUGAUCCUGACACUACAUACAAUGAAGAGAACCUGGCUCAGUGCAUUUUUGACCUGUUCAUCGCAGGGUCAGAGACGACGGCGACUUCUCUGCAAUGGGCACUGGUUCUCAUGGCAAAUUAUCCAGACAUCCAAGAGAACGUCUACAAGGAGAUGAACGAGUUUUUUGGCUCCGCUCACUCCAUCUGCUAUCAAGAUCGGAAAAAUCUGCCCUACACCAACGCUGUGAUUCAUGAAACUCAGCGUGCCGAAUUUAUGUUACUAUUUGGAGUCCCUAGACAAUGUGUGAAGGAUGUGAAUGUUCUGGGUUUUUUCAUUCCAAAGGGGGCCAUUGUUGUUCCAGACCUACGUUCUGUUCUACUGGAUCCAGAGCGCUGGGAGACACCUGAGGAGUUCAACCCCAAUCAUUUCUUGGACAAAGAUGGCAAUUUUGUGGCUAGAGAAGAAUUUAUGCCAUUUGGUGCAGGCGCCCGAGCGUGCGUCGGGGAGCAGCUGGCACGGAUUGAGCUUUUUGUUUUCUUCACCAGCCUGAUGCGAGCAUUCCAGUUCCAGCUGCCGAAAGGAGUAAAAGAAAUAGACCGGAAGCCGAUCAUCGGGCUGACCACCCUUCCCCGGCCUUUCAAGAUCUGUGCUGUUCCGCGCUAG
Euleptes europaea (tarantolino) is the source of this 1467-nucleotide messenger RNA. Its product is annotated as cytochrome P450 2J4-like. NCBI's taxonomy places the organism in Eukaryota, Metazoa, Chordata, Lepidosauria, Squamata, Sphaerodactylidae. Gene Ontology annotation, cellular component: cytoplasm; intracellular membrane-bounded organelle. Gene Ontology annotation, biological process: arachidonate metabolic process; xenobiotic metabolic process. Gene Ontology annotation, molecular function: heme binding; oxidoreductase activity, acting on paired donors, with incorporation or reduction of molecular oxygen, reduced flavin or flavoprotein as one donor, and incorporation of one atom of oxygen; iron ion binding. The coding region runs from base 1 to 1467 and encodes 488 amino acids. The record is from RefSeq and is a predicted model, not a curated record. The transcript has 10 exons.